GGACGUUGGUGUAUUUGUGUGGAAAUGGCUCCCUCUUGUGACCAUGAACAGAGUCACAGCUCCACUGAGUCAACACACCUGCACACACCUGCACACACCUGUGUGACUCCAACCAGCUCAGGAGUUACAGUCAGCCUGAUCAAGCAGAACCAACAGAGUGUGUCAGAGGUCAGGUUGUGUUUCAGCAGCAGGAUGGGCUCCAACAGCUCGAGCAUGAACAACAUCCCGGACGCCGAGCAGCUCGUGCAGGAAACCGGCUUCUCUGCCGCUCACAUCCUUCGUCUCUACGAGAGGUUUCAGUUUCUGGACAAAGACGACACCGGACAGCUCAGGCCUGAAGAUUUCGGAGCAGUUCGGGAGUUGGCCAUGAACCCGAUCGGAGACCGAAUCAUCAGCGCCUUCUUCUCUCCAGGACAGGAAACUUUGGACUUUGCCUCCUUUGUUCGGGUUCUGGCUCAUUUCCGACCUGCAGACUCAAACCGAACCAGAGACGGAGCCCAGCCGGAGCCGGCCAACAGCAGCAUGAGGAAACUCAAAUUUGCUUUCCAGUUGUACGAUCAAGACAGAGAUGGAAAGAUUUCCAGAGCAGAGCUUCUUCAGGUGUUACGGGCGAUGCUGGGGAUGCAGGUGACGGAGGAGCAGCUGCAGAGCAUCGCUGAGCGAGCCAUCCAGGAGGCCGACUUCGACCAAGAUGACGCCAUUUCCUUUGACGAGUUCAGAAAGUCCCUGGAGAAAGUGAACAUCGAUCACAAAAUGAGUAUUCGCUUCCUGAGCUAAAGACAAAGACGGAGGAACAACAAAGUGUGAAAAUCUGUAGGGAUUUGGUUUGGGUGGAUGUGCCUAAUGAGUAUAAUGUGCUACAGGAAUAAGUUAUUUAGAUUUGUGAAUGUAAUCAAUGAGGCAGGGCAAAACUAUCACAACUUUCCCUGCAGAGCAGGUCUAGAUCAUCUUCUUUAAUGCCCACCAUGAGCGAGCACUUGGCGACGGUGGCAGGGGAAAAAAAACUACCUUUAAGGGGCAGAAACCUCGAGCUGAGCCGACUUCUAGUGGACGGACAUCUGCUGGUUGAGUUUAGAGAGGGAGAUCACAUGAGUUCUUCUUCUCCCUUUUAAAAGAAACUAAUAAACAGAGAAGAGAGGCAAAG
Larimichthys crocea (large yellow croaker) is the source of this 1144-nucleotide messenger RNA. It is a transcript of the gene chp2, whose product is annotated as calcineurin-like EF-hand protein 2. Lineage: Eukaryota; Metazoa; Chordata; Actinopteri; Sciaenidae. Gene Ontology annotation, molecular function: calcium ion binding. The coding region runs from base 25 to 777 and encodes 250 amino acids. The transcript has 8 exons. The record is from RefSeq and is a predicted model, not a curated record.